This is a messenger RNA of Solanum tuberosum (potato), 1400 nucleotides long. RefSeq names its product non-functional pseudokinase ZED1-like. The coding region runs from base 135 to 1313 and encodes 392 amino acids. Gene Ontology annotation, molecular function: ATP binding; protein serine/threonine kinase activity. Gene Ontology annotation, biological process: protein phosphorylation; cell surface receptor signaling pathway. NCBI's taxonomy places the organism in Eukaryota, Viridiplantae, Streptophyta, Magnoliopsida, Solanales, Solanaceae. Gene Ontology annotation, cellular component: plasma membrane. The record is from RefSeq and is a predicted model, not a curated record. The transcript is spliced from 2 exons.
GGAGAUUUUGUUAGAGUGUAAUUUUGUGGAAUUUAAUGGACGCGUCAAAGAAAGAAAGAGCAGCAGGAGGCUCACAACUUGCUUAUUCAUUCCCACGGCCACCAGUGAUGUUUUUUUGGAUCUAAUCACAAUUCAUGGAUCACUUCAAAAUUAGAGCAACCAAAAAAAUGCCUUUUUUCACAAGGAAAAAGCUUUUUUCCUCUGCCUCUGCAGAAAGGCGGAAGAAAGAGCAUGAUUGUUAUUUAAAGAAUGGAAGUGCGGUACUUGAGGAGCUUCUUGCUUUAUGCGACGGAAAUUGCAGAAUUCCCAUCCGUUACUUCACUGCCAUAGAGAUACAGAAUGCAAUUAGACACUCUAAAACAACAAUAAUGGAGCUUGCCGAUGAGUCUAUGGUUACGGGGUCGCUAGACAACCGCCCUGUUUUAGUUAGGUUCAAUACAUGGGAAAUAAAAAAUAUGCACCGAGAUAUAGCGAUUACUGCUCAAAUGAGUCAUCUGAAGAAUGUGUUGAGACUUGUCGGUUGCUGUCUAGAAUUUGAACAACCAGUUAUGGUGUAUCAAUAUGUUGAAGGUAUAUCUCUUUUCGAUCUACUUUUCAAAAAGGGUAAUCUUAGUAGAAAAUCGUCAUUAUCUUGGGGAAAUCGAUUACGGAUUGCCAAUGAGAUUGCUUCUGCAAUAGUUUUUCUGCAUACCGAAUUUACUACGCCCAUUAUCCACAAAGAUUUGAAGCCUCACAAUGUGAUAGUAGAUCAGAAGAGCGGUAUUGCCAAAAUUGUAGACUUCUCAUUCUCCAUAUCACUGCCUCCAGGAGAAUUGGAGGUACAAGAGGAUUGGAUGUAUGGAACAUAUAGGUAUAUGGCUCCAGAACAUGUCAUAUCGGGUAUUAUUACUCAAAAAAUUGAUGUCUACAGCUUUGGGGUUCUUCUCUUUCAGCUAUUAACCGGGAAGGCAGAGCCAGAUAUUUUUAUGGAUAGAGUGGAUUCUACAAAUUCAAAAGAGAGAAUAGAUUUUGAAGACGACGCUAAAUCCAAUACUGAAGAGGGAAAUACUGUGGAUAGAGUGGAUUCUAAAGAGACGGUAUAUUUUAAAUUUGUUGAUGGUUAUACUAAAAAGGGUAAUAUAAUGGAUUUAGCGGAUCCUAUCAUUUUAGAAGAGCAUGGAAUUGAGAUUCAACAACAAUUGAAAGACUUCUCCGAUCUUGUUAAAAAAUGCACAGCUUUGAAGGGAGAUGAUAGACCAUACAUGAUUCAUGUCGCAAGGGAAUUAUGUCGAAUUGAAAAGUGUUUUCGUGCCCUAGCUCUUGGUCAAAAUUAAAUGUUUAGAGGUUCCAAUUUCAAGGAAAUUCAGUUUGUUUGUACCUUCAUAUUUAUGUUGAACAAAAAUGAUAUCUGCAGACAAUGA